GGCUCAGUAUAAGAGUUUGGGGAACGUCACACUGUCCGGUCGCAUUGGAACCAAUAACAGAAUGGUUGGACUCUGGGGGCUGAUUUUCUUUCUGCUCAGAUGUGCUCAAGGAGCGGAAGUUUGCUACAAUAUAUUGGGGUGCUUCACAGACGAGGCUCCAUGGGGGGGCACUGCAGAGAGACCACUGGGAUUAUUACCCAUGUCCCCGGAAACAAUUAACACUCACUUCUUUCUGUUCACUAAAGAAAACCCUGAUAAUGUCCAGGUGAUCAGCGCACUCGAUCAUUCAUCACUUUCCACAUCCAGUUUUAAUCCCAAUAGAAAAACGUAUUUUAUCAUUCACGGCUUCCUCCGUUCAGCAGAGGACCAUUGGCUCAUGGACAUGUGUAAGACAUUAUUGAAAAUUGAAGACGUAAAUUGUUUCUGUGUCGACUGGAGAGGGGGGUCCCGCACCCUAUACACCCAGGCAGCCAAUAACAUCCGCGUUGUAGGGUCCCAAUUGGCCUAUUUUAUUAACUUUCUCUAUAGCCAAUAUAAUUACUCUCCAUCUAAGAUACAUAUUAUCGGUCACAGCCUGGGGUCCCACACGGCAGGGGAAGUUGGAAAGAGGGUACCAGGCAUUGGACGAUUGACAGGCCUGGAUCCGGCUGGGCCAUUAUUUCAGAACACCCCCCCUGAGGUGAGACUGGAUCCAACUGAUGCUGACUUUGUAGAUGUCAUUCAUACAGACGCAUCUCCAUUAAUUCCCAAAUUAGGUCUUGGAAUGUCUCAGUUAGUUGGGCACCUGGAUUUCUUUCCCAAUGGAGGAGAAACCAUGCCUGGGUGUGAGAGGAAUGUCAUAAACCAACUUUUAAGCAUCAAUCAACUUUGGGAAGAAACAGAUGAGUUUUUGGCCUGCAGUCAUCUCCGGAGUUACAAGUAUUAUACAGAUAGUAUCCUCACUCCUGAUGCCUUUGUUGCAUUUCCCAGUGAAACAUAUGAAGCAUUUAAGAAGGGUUCCGGAUUCCCAUGCCCCAGUACUGGUUGCCCUUUGAUGGGGCACUAUGCGGAUUUGUAUGGUCGGGGUACAUUAAGUGGCCAGUCUUUAUACUUGAAUACUGGAGAUGUUCAGCCCUAUGCACGCUGGAGGUACAUGUUGACUGUGAAGACCAUCGGCACUUUGUCUUUUAUGGGGGAUAUUAAGGUGGCUUUACAUGGACUUAAAGGGAACACUAAGGGGCAUGAAAUUGCCAGUGGAUUAAUUAAUCCCGGAGACACCUACACAGCCUUCAUUGAUGUAGAGGCCGAUGUCGGACCCCUCACAACCCUGAGCUUCACCUGGAACAAGAGCCUCAUCAACCUCGUUCCGUCCACCUUAGGCGCAGGCACUAUAUCCGUGCAAUACGGGAAGGACGGACAGACGUACCAGUUUUGUGGCACAGACCAGGUCAUGGCCAAUGUGCUCCAGAACCUGACUCCCUGCGACUCCCAACUCUCAGCCAAAUAAAGUCUUGUUUUUAUCACAUAAAAUAACCUAAAACAUUUUUCUAUUAAUACCAAUAUUGGGAUAAAUAAAAUCCCAGUCAAGUCAUUUUUAGCCUAUUCGUUUUUAGUUUGUGCUUAUCCUGCAAUAUUGGCUCUGGUAAAGUUCAACACUUCUGACUCGAGGUUCCAGAGACGCCCAGUCGCCAUUUGUAAGACUUUAAAGAACAAAUCACAUUUUGCAGACUCAAAAAAAAAAAUUCAUAUAUUGCAUAUUGUUGAGAACUUCACUUUUGUGAUCACAAAAUACAUUUCACAGUAAGAAUAAAAUUAUUUGGUCUCCACAAAAGGCGCACAUUGAAUUUUAUCUACGCAAUAAAUUCUGCUGCUACACAGCAUGUUGUAUUCCCAAACAGAAAUUCACCCACACAAAAAUGAAUUGUGUGAACACAAACAUAAAAAAAAUUCAUUUUGGAUAACGGUUUUCCAGAUAACAGAUCUCACACCUGGCCAAUGUUCUGUUCACUAGUGGUGAGCGAAUCUGUACAAUUUCCCUUAGUUGAAGAAUUUGCUUAACUGUGAAAACAUUUUUCAAACGGCGAUAAAUUCAAUAUCCAUUACAUAUCAACAUUUUUUAACC
Messenger RNA from Xenopus laevis (African clawed frog), 2101 nucleotides. RefSeq names its product inactive pancreatic lipase-related protein 1. NCBI's taxonomy places the organism in Eukaryota, Metazoa, Chordata, Amphibia, Anura, Pipidae. The transcript has 13 exons. The record is from RefSeq and is a predicted model, not a curated record. The coding region runs from base 62 to 1486 and encodes 474 amino acids.